CGUCGAGGCCACUCAGGGUCCAAAGCCCUCUGGUGAUCUUUUCGAGCCGCUGACUGUCGUCUAGCAUCUGAUUCUACCACACGUUCGAUAAGUAUGACACAAAAUCGAUAUGUCGCCCUAUGUAGACUAGAUCUGUCAGGUAAAGGCAUCCAUAACGGCGGUCACAUCACACCAUGGUUCUAACACGCGCUCGCAUCAUGGUGUUCUGGCUAACGUAUCUAGAAUACUCUAGUCCCUCCGUAAGCUGAAUGCGAACGCGCCUGAAUGUACCAUAUACAAGACGUCUUGGGACGAGUUCCAAUCUACCUUAGAACAUCAGCUAUUUUCCGAGCAUCGUAUCCUCCAUGACUUCGACAGUGGCAAUUGUAGGUGUGGGAGAGGUGGGCGGCGCAGCAGCUUACGCAAUGAUCCUUCACAAUGUCUGCACGAACAUAAUGCUUGUCGAUAAACGACAAUCCCAUCGAGACGGCCAGGUCAAGGACCUUAACAAUUCAUCCUUUAAAGAACAGAACGGAGCCCAUGUCCAAGCUGCAACAUUUCGAGAAGCUUCCCAAGCUGACAUUAUCGUCAUCGCGGCCGCAGCCAAAAGAGGGAUCGGAGAGACGAACUUGAAUCACCUGUAUCGGAGCACAGCAACCCUACGCAGCAUCAUUGGGGCAAUGAGGCCCUUCAAAAAGAAUGCGAUCUUGCUUAUAGUGACGCAUCCGGUCGAUAUAUUGACGAGCUUGGCCUAUGAGGUCUCCGGUCUUCCGCCUGCCCAGGUGAUUGGCACUGGGACAUUGCUGGACUCCGUCCGACUCCGAGGGAUGCUGGCUGAACAAGUUGGAGUUGCAGCGAGCUCGAUCGACGCCAUGGUAGUCGGCGAGCACGGAGGAUCCCAGUUCGUCCCCUGGUCACUCGUAGAGGUUGGUGGCGUCCCGAUCGAUGAGCUAGUAGGUCCGGAUGGUAUCAGCAAGGAGAAGGUCGUGCAACAGUGCAAGCAUGAGGGAGAGUGCAUUAUAGAGGAGAAGGGCGCUAUCACCUUCGGUAUAGCUUCUGUCAUAUCUGUGAUCUGCACGUCCAUUCUUCUGGACCGGCGACAGAUAUAUCCCGUUAGUCAUGUGCAACCGGAGCACGGAUGCUCCUUGAGCAUGCCCGCCGUUAUUGGUAGGAAUGGCAUCGAGCGCACUCUGCCAAUAUCUUUGGCGCCUAGUGAGAAGCUUGAACUUGAACAUUCGGCGAGGGAAGUUAAGAGAGUUGUGGGUCAGCUGAGGGACAAUUGGGAUUAG
This is a messenger RNA of Paraphaeosphaeria sporulosa, 1268 nucleotides long. RefSeq names its product L-lactate/malate dehydrogenase. The record is from RefSeq and is a predicted model, not a curated record. Gene Ontology annotation, biological process: carboxylic acid metabolic process. Lineage: Eukaryota; Fungi; Ascomycota; Dothideomycetes; Pleosporales; Didymosphaeriaceae. The coding region runs from base 345 to 1268 and encodes 307 amino acids. The transcript has 2 exons. Gene Ontology annotation, molecular function: oxidoreductase activity, acting on the CH-OH group of donors, NAD or NADP as acceptor.